AUGACUCAUCACCCUUUCGGCUUAUCCUCUGGGGGGAGGACUUUCCCUGCCUGCCCCAGAAAAUUUUUAUGUAGUAGUAGUAUUAAUACUGUGUUCUGAUUUCUAUCCCCAGAUGCAAAGCGCGUAGAUCAGAAAGUGGGACUUUAGCAAAGUGGGCUCCAUUGCCCACACACUCACGCACAUUCUGAUGUGAUCUGUGUCUUGGCCUUUGUUUCUUUUUGCAAACCGUCUGUUGCAUGGAAGCAGCCAUGGUGAUGAUGGGUCUAUGAGAUUCGCUUCUCCGGUCUUCUUAUAUUUUCCGGACAUCUCUUUCUCACUGAAACUGAUCUAGCUUCUCUCUGCGAUUCCGUGAUAUACUCUUAUCUUAUGGGUCUUCUCUGAAAUCCAAGCUCUUUUCUUACAACGUUGGUUGAAUUGAACUUUAUUCAGUUCUCAGGGAAAAGCCUAUGUUCUGAUUACAGAGUAAGAGUGAUAGAUAGCAAUGGGGAUUUCAAGCUCGAAAAUAGAGGAAGAUAAGGCUCUGCAGCUAUGUCGUGAAAGAAAGAAGUUUGUAAGACAAUCACUUGAUGGAAGGUGCUCACUAGCUGCUGCUCAUGUUACAUAUAUUCAAUCCCUUAAAAGUACAGGAAUUGCUCUUAGCAAAUUUGUGGAACCUGAAGCUCCCAUAGAAUCUUCUUUGUAUACUUCUACUACUGCAACACCAGAGCCACUUGCUUUAACUGAGAAGUCUCUUUCCCAGUUCUCCUUUUCUCCCCCAUCUAUAUCCCAACAUGUAUAUGCUACCGAAACCAUUUCUCCAUCUCCUUCUCCAAACUCUAGUCAGUUUCAGGCAAAUCAAAUGACAUUCAGGAGUUCCUCUUCGCAGAAGAUUGAAGAAAAGCUUUCUUUGCCUGUUACAGGAACAGUGACCUCGUCUAGUACCCCACAGAAUAUGACACCUCGUUCCACUGAAAGACCUGGAACAUCCCCUUUCCAAGGUUCUUCCCUCCCACCUGGAACUCCACCAUGGGAUUAUUUUGGUCUCUUUCAUCCAACUGAUCAUGAGUUUUCUUUUCAAGAUGGGAAGGGAAUGUACCAAGGGUUGGAGAAUGCUGAUGAUAUAAGACAAUAUAGAGAAGAGGAGGGAAUUCCUGAUCUAGAAGAUGAAGAGGAGAAGACUUCUUCUCAUGAGAGGGAAGAAUCUCUGGAUUCAGAAGGUGAAUUUGAUGAGCCUUCCACAGAUACUCUGGUACGAAGUUUUGAAAAUCUUAAUAGGGUUCGUGAUCAUGCUGCAGAUAAUUCUCUGCACAGUAUGCCUUCUGCACAAAAUGUAGCUUUAGAGACCGAGUUCUUAAAUAGGGAGAAAGAAAACUCCCCUUAUUUGUCACCAAUGAGAGCCACAUCUAAGGUUGAUCAUGCUGCAGAUAAUUCUCUGCACAGUAUGCCUUCUGCACAAAAUGUAGCUUUAGAGACCGAGUUCUUAAAUAGGGAGAAGGAAAACUCCCCUUAUUUGUCACCAAUGAGAGCCACAUCUAAGGUUGUUGCGCUUCCCACUGACCAAGAUAAAGCACCAUCAAAAGAAGAUUGUAUUGAGAGUAAGGUUCCUCCUAAGGACUUCUUUUCAAGCAUGAGAGAUAUUGAAUUUCUCUUUAUUAAAGCUUCUGAGUCUGGUAAAGAAGUUCCAAGGAUGCUUGAAGCAAAUAAGUUGAAUUUCCGUCCAAUAUUUCCGGGGAAAGAAAGAGGUGGGUCAAUGACAUCUGAAUUAUUGAAGACCUGUUUCUCUUGUGGGGAGGACCCAAGCCAAGUCCAAGAAGAGCCUGCUGAAAAUGACACAAAGUACUUAACAUGGCAUAGGACGACAUCAUCUCGAUCCUCUUCAACCAGGAAUCCAUUGGGAGCAAACUCAAGAGAUGAUAUAGAGGACUUUAUUGGUAACUCUUUUGAAAAUUUCUGCAUGAACUCCGGUAGUCAUGCCUCUACCUUGGAUAGGCUAUAUGCUUGGGAGAGGAAACUUUAUGAUGAAGUUAAGGCUAGUGGAAUGGUCAGAAGGGAGUAUGACUUGAAGUGUAAAACUCUAAGACAACUGGAAACAAAUGGGGAAAGUACCAAUAAAAUUGAUAAAACUCGUGCAGUUGUCAAGGAUCUACAUUCAAGAAUCAGAGUUGCAAUUCACAGAAUUGAUUCUAUCUCAAAGAGGAUUGAGGAAUUAAGGGACAAAGAGCUCCAGCCACAACUUGAGGAGUUGAUAGAAGGGUUAAGUAGGAUGUGGAAAGUUAUGUCUGAGUGCCACAAGCUUCAGUAUGACAUCAUCAAAUCAGCACAGACAAAUGGCAACACAAAGCUAUCAAUACAAUCAGAAUCACAUCGGCAGGUCACUAUCCAUCUCGAGGAUGAACUGAGUUCGCUGUCAUCAAGUUUUCUAAAGUGGUUUGCUGCUCAGAAGUUCUAUCUGCAGGCUAUAUCUGGAUGGCUUUACAAAUGUGCACCUGUUCCACAAAAAUCUUCCAAAAGAAAAAGGAAGUCAGAAGCCAGAUCCUUGAGAGACGAUGGCCCUCCUAUAUAUGUGACCUGUGGCAAUUGGUUGGCAAAGCUAAAAGACCUAGAACAGCCAGAAUCCUCAUCUAUCAAGCAAGUUGUUGAUACUAUAAAGGAUUUAGGGGUUGCGACUGCUCGCUUCAUACCACAUCAAGAAAAAAAUCAGGGGAAGGACAUGAACCGUUCAUAUUUACCAUCCUGGAAGGCUGGAAAAGAAAGUGAUUCAGAAAAUAUGCUGGGAGGUGAAGCUGUGCAUGACUGGAUUUCAGGUUUUGAUAGAUUCCGGUCAAGCUUGGAGGCAUUUAUUGGUCAGUUAAAUAACUUUGCAGAGCUUUCGAUGAAGAUGUAUGUCGAACUUCAACAGGAAAUUGAAAAAGCUAAGAGUAGCUAUGAUAGAUUGAUGUCACGAUCUCAAGUUUUGGAGAGCAAAGUUACAGAGACGACGGAAGAAUCCCAACACCCCUCAGAGUCGGAGGUCCAAUAAACUGGAGUUUUAAGAUGUAAGAAACCUGAAAGAAGUCCUGGUAGUUCAAUUGGACAUGGCAUUUGUAUAUGGUGAGAAGAAUAAAAGGGUUUUGGUUUCAACUGAAAAUAAAGGGACUGGUAAAAAGAAUUGAACAUGGAGAUGUAAUAAACGGUGUUGUAAUUAUAGGUGAUUACGAGGGCUGGUGGCUACACAGAGGGUUGCUCGCAAAGUAAUAGAACUUGUACAGUUUUUUCUUAGUAAACAUGGGAACUCUAAAAUAAUUCCCACUAGUUCUUUC
Molecule: messenger RNA, 3278 nt
Organism: Carya illinoinensis
Lineage: Eukaryota; Viridiplantae; Streptophyta; Magnoliopsida; Fagales; Juglandaceae
Product: protein ROLLING AND ERECT LEAF 2
Exons: 6
Coding region: 482-2998 (838 amino acids)
Source: RefSeq, a predicted model, not a curated record